Messenger RNA from Cetraspora pellucida, 633 nucleotides. NCBI's taxonomy places the organism in Eukaryota, Fungi, Glomeromycota, Glomeromycetes, Diversisporales, Gigasporaceae. The record is from the annotation of a GenBank genome assembly.
AUGACACCGAAUUCAUUUAUUACAGAGCUCGAAGAAGCAGUUUCAUGUCAAAAUAUUAAUUUAUUCGAUUACAACGAAUUUACAGAUUUUGAGAGGAUAAAUCGUGGUAAACUUAGUGAAGUGUAUAAGUGUAAAUGGAAAGAUUAUGAUCGUAUAGUUAUUCUUAAGAGUCUGAACAUUGAUAGCAAUCUUCAAAUUAUUCGAGAGAAUACAGAAAACAUUUUGAUUCAUAAAGAAAGAAUGAUGAUUUCUUAUUCGAUUUCUAUUGACAAUAUGCAUGUAACUUACGUAGCUCCAGAAGUUUUGCUUACUAAAACAUACACACAUAAGGCAGAUAUAUACUCAUUAGGUAUUAUUUUGUAUGAAAUAACGACAGGAUUAUCUCCAUAUUAUAAUAUUCCGGACGAUGUUGAUUUGACGAGUAACAUUUGUAAUGGAAUAAGACCAGAACUUCCAAAUUCAACGCCAAAGUUAAUUUCACAAAUUAUCAGUCAUUGUUGGGAUGCAAAGCCUUCUCGACGACCAAAUAUUGAGAAAUUAUUAACUCAUUUGCAUUUAGUUAUCGAAAAAAAUGAAAACCCGGUAGAUAUAGAUGAUGUUAGUUGUCAUGAAGGAGUUUGGGAAGGUUUUUGA